AGUUUUUACGAAUCAACGGUUAUUAUAUUGUCGCUCGCUGGCUCUUUAACAUUUUUCAGAAUGUCUGGGUAAGUUUUGACAAAAUACAAUUUUGAGUCAUAGACGUUUGAAGCCUCUGUGUUUUUUUCCCUUCGUUUGUUAUCUAUAUUGCAUCUUUCCGAGUUGUUUUGGAGCAAAACAACAUUUAUGGAAUCAAGCAUUAUUUUCAAAUUCAUAUAUCUAAUUCGUGCAUUUGAAAAAUUUUAAGCUGUAGUCUAUAAUCACAUAGUGAAAUGAAAUUUGUAAUAUGAAAUUAUAAACAAUAAAUUACUCUAUUACGGGCCUAUAUAGCAUCGUGCCUACCAGUAUCAAAAACGGCCUAUAUAUAAUGAUAUAAAUACACAUAAACAUUGUUUUUUUUGUCAUUCAUCUUGUUCAUUUUAUAUUUAUUCGAUUACAAAUCAUGAGAAAGAGGCUGUUAGAAAGAAGAUAUUCAUCUCCACUCCCAGAUUUGUAGUAUGUUGUUUCAUGUAAUAUUAAUAAUGAACUAAUGAAAUUAGGAAAUUUACGUCAUUUCUUCAAGAUAUCUAUUCCGCCAUUUUUGUUUGUACUUAUCAAAGCAAGGACUAGAGUUAUCAAUAGAACCAAUUGGGUACAGCAUUCAUACAAUAAAGAGGCUGUGGUUGAUAAACUUGCACUUUAUAAUGACGCAUGAUUUAAGCCUGUAAAUAUAAUAUUCUAUUUGUGCUGUCUUUUAGUUGCCUUCAGGCGGAAAACCUUCGUAAUGUAAAUCUUUUCUUGACUUAUAAUCACUUGAAAUCUUUCGAGAUCUAUAAUUUCAAUUCCAAAAUAAAGGAAUCUCAGCUCAUAUUACUUUUGAAGGUGCAAGUCCGGGACAAAUGGCAGAAGUUAGCUUGACUAGUCCGCCUGGAACCCACAUAGAAUUUAGUGAUGGCUCAAUGCCUUUGGUUAUGAAAACUGCAAGUGGAAGAAUGUCUCCAGUCAGGACUAUGACAAUGAAGGAGUAUGACCAGCAACUAGCUGAACUGAAAAAAGAAAAUUUUAACUUAAAACUACGAAUCUAUUUUCUGGAGCAGAAUAGUAAGAAAGGUGGCGUGCUAGAUUCAGAGCGUGAGAUUAUUGACAUCAAAGUUGAAAAUGAAAGCUUAAAAAAAGAGAUACAAGAUAAAACAGAGAUUUUAAAAAGAGCUAGCUCAGCAAUUGAUACUAUUUCGGCACAACAUCAAAAUGAAAUAACAGAAAUCAAAGAAAAAUUCUCACAUGCUGAAAGAAAAGUUGAAGUUUUAGAAAGAGAAAAUAGAAAAUUAAAUGGAGAGUUGAAAGAUUCUUUAACGUCUUUAGAUGAUAAAGAUAAUCAACUUAAAGAAUCCUUUAGAGAGAUGAGUGACUUAAAGUCUAUCUUGGUCACAAAAAGUGAAUUUAUUGAGAAACUUGAAGAGCAGCUACAAUCGAAUGGUAAUAAUAACAAUAAACUUGACGAAGCCAGUUUUAAAUCAAAAAUUGAAAAACGAAAUACUAUUAUUCAAGAAUUAACAAAGCAACUACGGGUUGACAAGAAGGAAUUGGAGAAGAAGGAGAACGAAAUCAAAGAGUGUAAUGAGAAAAUAGAAGAGCUAAAGUCUAAUUAUGAGAAUAAAGUCAAUAUGGGAGAGAGACGGGAACAAAUUUUACAAACGGAUGAAUUAAAUGGUAAACAGAACUUACUGGAUGAUUCAAAUAAAACAAUCAGCUCGAGGGAUCAUCAGAUUGAAGAGUUUAGUAAGAAUUUAGUGCAAAAAAAUCGUCAACUGGACAGCAUUGAUAACGACGGCCUUAUAAGCAAUCUACGCGAGGAGAUCGAGAGCCUUCGCUCAGACUCGGAGAAACAACAUGAAAAUUAUACAAAAUCCGUUGAAGAAUUGACAACUGAGUUGAAAGCGGUUAAGAAUGAAUUAGAGCAACGAGAUGUAGAUAUCUGUAGGGCCAACGAAAUCUUAGCUGAGACUGAGCAAGCUAUGGAUUGUCUUCGAAUUCAAACAACCAGAGCAGAUAGAGAGAGGGUUAAUGCUGAAGCCCAAUUAGAACAAUUAAGGAAAGAGCUUGACAGUUUAAGAGCAGAAAAUGAAAAUCAAUUAGCCGAACACGAGGCAAUUGUUCAAAAUUUAAAAGCCUCUUUACACCAUAAGCAAAAAGAGUUUCAAGAGGAUGAUAACUACGUGAAGCAAUUAGAAAAUGGAGAAAAAUCAGUUAACUUGAUUGAGAAUUUAAAGAGGCAGCAUUUAAAAGCAAUAAAUGAACUCCGACGGGCUAGCUUUGAGAAAGACGAAGAAUCAAGACGACUUGUACACAAGUUAGAAGCCGAAUUAGAAGAACUAAGAACUGAAUUAAGCGACACUAGGACAGAAGUAAACAGAAAAGAUUUGGAAAUAGAAAAACUCGACAGAAGAUCUAAUUGGGUGGAAGAAAAUAAUCAAGAACAACUUGAAAAGCUUAGAGGUAUUGUUAAGGAGAAAAACACACUUAUUGACACGUUGGUUAAAGCUGCAGGAGAAAAAGAGGCAAUAUUAGAUAGAUUGAGAAAAGAGAGGGUUGAAGGCAUCGACAGUUUCGUUAGACGAGCUCAACAGUUAUCUGAAAACUUAAAAACAGACCGUUUGGACGAAAGAUAA
This is a messenger RNA of Dimorphilus gyrociliatus, 2648 nucleotides long. The record is from the annotation of a GenBank genome assembly. Lineage: Eukaryota; Metazoa; Annelida; Polychaeta; Dinophilidae.